Molecule: messenger RNA, 942 nt
Organism: Silurus meridionalis
Lineage: Eukaryota; Metazoa; Chordata; Actinopteri; Siluriformes; Siluridae
Exons: 1
Coding region: 1-942 (313 amino acids)
Biological process (GO): neuropeptide signaling pathway
Cellular component (GO): membrane
Molecular function (GO): G protein-coupled peptide receptor activity
Source: RefSeq, a predicted model, not a curated record
AUGAGUGCAGAACGCUGGACAAAGGUUAUAAUCAGAGGCGUUAUGUGCCUGUCAGGAAUUAUUGGAAACAACUGGCUGUGCAUUAGCUCCCUGCCAAAAUCCAUCUCUCAGCUCCGAACAAAUGAUGCCCUGUUUGUAAACCUGGCUGUAUCCAAUCUGAUCACCAAUUACCUGGUGGACCCUCUCCACAUUUUCACUACUAAAAGUUUUUUACCUGUAGAAAAGGUGCUUUGCAGCUUUCAAUUUUUCCUGCCUGAAUUCUCAGAAACCAGCAGCAUCUUGAGCACCAUGUUCAUCACUGUGUACUGGCAUCAGAAGCUCGUGGGCUCUCUGAAACGCGGAGGAGCUCCUGUGAAAAUGGACAACAUCUGCUUCAUCGCCGCUCUUCUGGCAGGAAGCUGGACAUUCGCAUUUGUCCUCAAUGUCCCUCAUUUUAUUGCAGUUGUGGAAGACGAUGGGAAUGCAACUAUUCAAGAAUGCAAGGAAGACCUGCCUUCGGAGGAAGCCAAUCAGGCCUACAAGGCGGUGUACAUCACACUCGCAAAUGUGCUUCCACUUACCGGGAUUCUUUAUGCGAGCAUCCAGAUUGUGAUCACUCUGCUGCAGAAUGAAAAACGGAUGAAGAAACCGAGCACGGUGGUCAAGAACAGAGGAAACGCCUCACCAGAGAAAAGUGCAGAUAACAUUAACAAUGUACCAGCGGUUACCAAGUCCAAGUCACAAGCCAAAUCAAGUCUUUUGAGGGCUGCAAAGAGUGUGGUAGCAGUGGCCUUUUUUUUCGUAAUUUGCUGGAUAAUUCACCUCAUCGUCAAUCUCACUGCUUCUGUCACACCAUCCAGCGUGUUAGAAGACUUAAACAGCUUUGUAGGAGCAUCCUAUACGUGCAUCAUUCCUUAUAUUUACCUGCACGGUAUGCAAAGGCUGACCUGCGCCAGAUGUUAA